Diuraphis noxia (Russian wheat aphid) is the source of this 709-nucleotide messenger RNA. Its product is annotated as putative nuclease HARBI1. The record is from RefSeq and is a predicted model, not a curated record. Lineage: Eukaryota; Metazoa; Arthropoda; Insecta; Hemiptera; Aphididae.
AUGGCUCAUGUUUAUUUGGCUUGGGAACAGAUUUUUUUGGAAGAAAGAGUUCUUAUAAUGGAAAGACGUUUAGAAAGGAGAAUUUUAAGAGAUGGUCAAAAUCCUUUUGAGUUACCAAAUGACGAGUUCAUGAGUUCAUUUCGUUUAAACCAACAAUUGGUUAUAAAUAUAAUUAAUACAUUGAGGCCAUCAUURCAGCAUAGAAGAACUUCUGGAUUAUCUCCAGAAAUACAAGUAUUAGUUUGUCUGCACUUUUAUGCACAAGGGAGCUAUCAAAAAGGAUUAGGUGGUAAUAGUAUGUUAAAUAUAAGCCAACCAUCAGUCAGUCGAUGCAUACAUGCUGUGACUGAUGCUAUAAAUCAGCGUCUGUUCAGAAAAUGGAUUAAAUUUCCAAUGACUGGUGCUGAACGACAAAGGGCACGAGAAAAUUUUGCACAUGCUCUUUWACCAUUUGAAGGUACAAUUGGAGCUAUUGAUUGUACAUAUAUACAUAUACUUGCUCCUCCGCAACAUGAAGAAGCAUAUGUUAACCAUCAUGGUAAACAUUCACUGAAUGUGCAAGCAAUUGUAAAUUCCAAACUACAAAUUUUGAAUAUGAAUGCAAGAUACCCCGGGGCUAGAAAUGAUUCAUAUAUUUGGAGUAUGUCACCCGUCCGCCGGGCAAUGGAAUACCAUUAUAGUAAUGGUGAACGCCAAACAUGGCUGAUAG